CUUGUGCUGAGAAGGGACCCGGGAGUGUCCGGGCCGAGAGCCCCUGCAGGCGCCGGGAUGGUGAGGGGGAAGGUCCCCGCGCGCUCCCCGAGCAGCCCCGCGGCUGAUUCCGGGCUUGUCAGGAAGCUCACUCGGAAGAAAAACAAGCAAAAACGGUUCUGGAAAAACAGAGCGAACGGAUUACACAGGAGGCCGCCAAGCGCCGACAGUGUUGUGGUGCGGCCGCCCAAGGCACCAGAAGAUUUUUCUCGAAACUGGAAGGCGCUGCUAGAGCUGCUGAAACAAAAAUCACAGGCUCCAGAGAAGCCUCUUGUUAUCUCUCAGAUGGUUUCCCAAAAGCAGUCUGAGAUUAUCCAGCAAAACAGAAAAGAAACCUCAGAUGACGUGGCGACAGAAGACCAAGAGGCUACCACAGGCUCUGUUCCUACAGGGUCCAAGAUAGACAGGAAGAUGCCAGCACCUGCUGUGAAGGCCAGUGGAGCAGCACAUGAUAUGAAGGGAGCCAAGAAAAGGGCAGAUAAUGACAUCGCUACAAAACGAGGGGGUAUCAAGCAUAAGAAGCGGAAAGCUAAGGAGGCAGCAGCCUCAGCCCCCACCCCACCCACUGAGGAAGACAUCUGGUUUGACGAUGUGGACCCAGUGGAUAUCGAAGCUGCCCUAGGCCCAGAGGCAGCCAAGAUAGCAAGAAGGCAGCUGGGUCAGAGCAAAAGCAGUGUCACGCUUGUGAAGGAGCAGGCCUUUGGCGGCCUGACCAAGGCCUUAGCCAUGGACUGUGAAAUGGUGGGCGUGGGCCCCAAGGGGGAGGAGAGCAUCGCUGCCCGUGUGUCCAUCGUGAACCAGUAUGGCAAAUGUGUCUAUGACAAGUACAUCAAGCCGACUGAGCCUGUGACAGACUAUAGGACAGCAGUCAGCGGGAUACUGCCCGAGAACCUCCGACAGGGGGAAGAAAUUGAAGUUGUUCAGAAAGAAGUGGCAGAAAUGCUGAAGGGCAGGAUUUUGGUUGGACAUGCACUGCAUAAUGACCUCAAGGUGCUGUUUCUGGAUCAUCCGAAAAAGAAGAUUCGGGACACACAGAAAUAUAAACCUUUUAAAAGUCAAGUGCAGAGCGGAAGGCCAUCCCUGAAGCUGCUUUCAGAGAAAAUCCUGGGGAUCAGGGUCCAGCAGGCAGAGCAUUGUUCAGUGUCUGGCUCAGUGGCUGGCAUGAAGGGCUCAGUGAUGGGGGCUGGUUCUGGGUGGCCCAUGGUCAUGUUGGCACCUGCUGGUUUAGUUGCUCUGUGUCACCCAGGUUCAGGAUGCCCAGACGGCCAUGAGACUCUACGCCAUGGUGAAGAAGGAGUGGGAGAGCUUGGCACGAGGUAGACACCCUGCAGGGGUGGCUCCCGACAGCCGCAGUGAUGCUGCCUGACAGACUCGGCCCUGCCACUGCACCUUCUGCUGUCCUGCAGUAGCACCUUGGUCCUAAGGCCACCUGACCAAGGCACGAGUGCAUCACGUCUCUCCCAAAGCAGCAGCUGUGGCAGGGCAUGGCAUGCAUGCUACUGAGAACUUCUUCCUGUUGACUUGUGGUCUAAGAGGCCUUCUUGCCAUGUGUAUUGGGGAGCAGGAUGGCAGGGAUGUAGCAGGGAAGAAAGUUGGAAGCAGCCCGGCAACCCCACCAUCUGCUGAGUACCCGAGUAGAAUGGGACGUGUGGGCUGUCGGCCUGCUUGGUGCUGGACUCUGAUGGACUCUGGUGGGACUCACCCUGGGUCCAAAGGCAGAAAGCAUCGUGGGUGCUCAGCACCUUCCUUGAAGGAGGCCCUUUUUCCUCCCUCGUCUUGGGUGAUCUGAGACAAAGCCAGCGUUUGCUGGACCUGAAGGACGCAGGCUAGUGUCUGCUCCUGAGGAGCAGCUGGCUGGUACAGCAGCUGCUCACUGGAUAAUUUCCUAUGGCCAUUUGGACUGUCAGAGAGGCUCCUGGGGCUGGGGCUCCCUUCUCCCAUUUAUCUGAGUUGGCCCCAGCAUUAGCUGGUAGGUGAGGACUAGCAAGAACUUCUCUCACAGCAUGUGACAUGAGGCACCUCAGUCACUUGGACUUUAUUUCUGGAGGUUGGUGGACAUGCUGCCCUUGGGCUUUGUAAGCUGGGAGCCAAGUGAGUGCCUCUGGGCAGCUUGCAGCCUUUUUUGCAGGUUUGAGGCUCUGUCUGGGGCCUGGAGUCCAGCACAAGUGCAUAAAGCUGCCCAAUGGCCAUACACACAAUGCCAGCCCACUGGGGUGCUGUUGAACAUAAACACAGAUGCACUUUG
Otolemur garnettii (small-eared galago) is the source of this 2284-nucleotide messenger RNA. RefSeq names its product REX4 homolog, 3'-5' exonuclease (gene REXO4). The coding region runs from base 58 to 1359 and encodes 433 amino acids. Gene Ontology annotation, biological process: DNA catabolic process; rRNA processing. Lineage: Eukaryota; Metazoa; Chordata; Mammalia; Primates; Galagidae. The record is from RefSeq and is a predicted model, not a curated record. The transcript is spliced from 8 exons. Gene Ontology annotation, cellular component: nucleus. Gene Ontology annotation, molecular function: 3'-5' exonuclease activity; nucleic acid binding.